This is a messenger RNA of Diaporthe citri, 933 nucleotides long. RefSeq lists its product as uncharacterized. The coding region runs from base 1 to 933 and encodes 310 amino acids. Gene Ontology annotation, cellular component: plasma membrane. NCBI's taxonomy places the organism in Eukaryota, Fungi, Ascomycota, Sordariomycetes, Diaporthales, Diaporthaceae. Gene Ontology annotation, biological process: carbohydrate metabolic process; peptide modification. The transcript has a single exon. The record is from RefSeq and is a predicted model, not a curated record.
AUGGAGCCUAGAUACUUGCCCAACAGCGACACACCGCUGUCAACCGUCCCGUCAGGCGAGCCGACGAGUCACUUGAGAGAGGCCCUCGAGGAGAUCAUCGCCAAAUUGCCCCCUCAGCAACAUUACACGGGCAACAAUGACGUCCUCAAGGGCCUCUGGGCAGGCCCAACCGGCUUCGCCUACCUGUUCCUCCAGGCCUCCUCGAGGUGCCCUCGCCUCAAGAUAGCCGGCCGCCACGCCAUCACCUGGGCGCGCAGGUACAUGGACGGCACCAGAGGCCACCUGAGCCUCGGAUCCCGGUGCGGGCUGUCGUGCGAGAAGCUGGCCUGCGACGCCGUCCAGGCCUGCAUCACCAAGGAUGCGGCCUACGUCAACGCCUUCCUCUCCAGCCUGCCAGAGGUCCUGGCCCCUGGCGGGUCGUGGCCGGACGAGAUCCUGCAGGGUCGAGCCGGCACGCUCUACAUGUUGCGGAUGAUGCGCCACUGGGUCCCCGACACCGAGGUCCACGUACUGCUGGACCGGUCAGUCGAGUCCGUCGCGACGGCCAUCUUGGCGGAUGGCCCAGAGUGGAAGUGGCACGGGAAACGUUAUCUUGGUGCUGUCCACGGCGACAUUGGCAUUGUCACACAGCUUGUCCUCACCACGCCGUCGCUGGCCACCCGCGUCGAAGGCAAGAUGAGGGACCUGCUGGGCUCCCAGCUGGCUAAUGGGAACUGGCCGAGCUCGGUUGGGAAGACGGAUGCCUCGCUCGUGCAGUUCUGCCACGGCGCCCCAGGGUUCCUGCAUUCCCUAGCAUCACUUAGGCCCUACUUCCCCGGCCUUCGGCAAGAAAUAGAUGCGAGCGUCGACAAGGCCCGUCAGUGCGUCUGGAGAGAGGGCCUGCUUCGAAAGGAGCCCUCCCUGUGCCAUGGGAUACUCGGGAAUGCCCUGUAA